Messenger RNA from Fusarium verticillioides 7600, 561 nucleotides. RefSeq lists its product as hypothetical. The transcript is spliced from 2 exons. NCBI's taxonomy places the organism in Eukaryota, Fungi, Ascomycota, Sordariomycetes, Hypocreales, Nectriaceae. The record is from RefSeq and is a predicted model, not a curated record. Bases 1 to 561 code for a protein of 186 amino acids.
AUGCCUCUCCUUAAGACCCCAAGUAAACUUGUCGUUGCCGUUGACUUCGGCGAGACAAACUCUUCGGUCUUUUACGCCCUUCUCCCCGGAGGAGUCCAACCGGAAAGUCCCCAUCUGGCUGUCAGGACAGUUCAGAAUUAUCCAUAUGAAAUAUCGAUGCACAGAGGGAAUUCGAUGUUCUUGGAAGUCCCAACGCUUAUGCGAUACCCCAACGACUGGGUUUUUCGACCUCUGGAUGAGCUGAGGAGCGAACCACCAGGUGCUAUCCGUCCGAGGAAUGACCAGGUACAAUGGGGAUUCCAAGUGCAGCAUCAUAUGGCAAAGGUUAUGUCACAUUCUGACAACACACAUUCUCUGCUGUACGGGUUUAAGAAUCUUAUGAAUCAAUCAGAAAAUCACGAAAUUCACAACCCCCAUCUCGUCGAAACUCUCCUCCGACUAUCUAACAAUGGUCCUUACUCAAGGGAGAUCUCGCUUCACGAGAUGGUGCUCUUGGUGAUCAUUGUGGCUACUCUCUGGUCGUUCAAUAAUCGAGGAGGGAGACGUUUUCACGAUCCUUGA